Pararge aegeria (speckled wood butterfly) is the source of this 10178-nucleotide messenger RNA. RefSeq names its product oocyte zinc finger protein XlCOF6-like. Gene Ontology annotation, biological process: regulation of transcription by RNA polymerase II. The transcript is spliced from 7 exons. Gene Ontology annotation, molecular function: RNA polymerase II transcription regulatory region sequence-specific DNA binding; DNA-binding transcription factor activity, RNA polymerase II-specific. The record is from RefSeq and is a predicted model, not a curated record. Gene Ontology annotation, cellular component: nucleus. The coding region runs from base 254 to 2563 and encodes 769 amino acids. Lineage: Eukaryota; Metazoa; Arthropoda; Insecta; Lepidoptera; Nymphalidae.
UUGGCGUUGUUUGUCGUCCGGCGUUACAUUUUUUAUCGUUUAUAUUUUAUUUCGGCUGUUGUAAUGUAAAAUGUAACGUUGGACUGUCCGAUGCAGAUUUAUAAGUUCAUAUCCGAUUCUGCAAAUACCAAAAUAAUAAACAUGUAGGGUGUACAACAAUAUAAUGUUGUUGCCAUCAUCAAUAGCAGUAAACACACCAAUUUGACAGAAAUACAUACUCAAUAAAUGGAUUGCACAUAGAGAGUGGUAAAAGAUGGCUUCACACACCUUCACAGACAUAGAGGCAACACUUCCGAGCAAUAUAACAGAAAAUUUUCGUAACAUACAACAGAUGAAUUUGAGAAAACUGGCAAAAGAUGCUCAAAUUCAUAUACCCAAACCAACAACUAUUGAUUUAGUUGGUGGCAUAUAUUGCCAUUUAUGUGAAUUAACAUACAGUAAAAAGAAGGAAUAUGAAGACCAUUAUUCUAAACAUGGCAGUGGGGAGAAGAUAGUGUACACAUGUGUGGUGUGUCAUAAACAGCAUACUAGUUAUCCCAGUCUUCGUGGGCAUUGUUAUACUACACAUGUCAUUAAGUGUAGACACAAGUGUGAAUAUUGUUUAAAAUAUUUCUCCAAGAUUACAGCUUUGAACGACCAUAUCAAAGCCAUGCACACAUUCAAAUGUUCAACAUGCAACAAGCAAUUCACAUCGAAGAGCGAGUUACAACUUCAUCAGAUCAUCCACGAUAACACAGGCUCAGUGCCGUAUCAUUGCCAAGUAUGCGAAGUGAAGUUAGCCUCCUUGGACAGCUGCAAGGACCAUGCAGAUGUUCACACAGUGUUUAUAUACACAUGCCCGAUUUGCAAUGAAAACAUACCCAGUAGGGACGAUGCAGGUCUGCAUCUGCUUAAACAUUUUGAUGAUAUAAAGGAAGAAAAAACUGUAGAAGUCAUACAAAAUUCUGAUAACCAGGAAACAUCCAUAGAACGCUUAGGUGGUAUUGCUUGCGGCUAUUGCACAGUCAUAUGCAAGGACAGAGUGGAGUUUGAUGCGCAUGUCUCAUAUGAACACGGUGACAAGGAUAUAGUGUAUGUCUGUGUUGUUUGCGACAAACUAUUUGAGAAGUAUUCAGCGUUUGGUGAGCACGCCUACAACCAUUUCAGUAAAGACAGAUAUUGCUGCAGCAUUUGCCUCAAAACGUUCAACCGCCUGUCCAUGCUGGCGACGCACAUGGCAGUCUGCCAAGCUGACUCGGAGUCCAGCGGGAAGCCCUUCGCGUGCUCCGAGUGCGGCCACCGCUACGGCACAGAGCAGCGUCUCCGGAAGCACUUGCAGGACGAGCACGGGAUCCACUGCAUCCGCUGCCCGGUGGAGAACUGCCAGAAAAUAUGUGCGUCACCAAAAGAGCUGAUAUUCCACCAAUACGUUCACAAUUCACAGCAAAAUUGGUGCAGGCAGUGUGGUUUGCUGUUCACUUCUCUGACAUCCUGCGAACGUCACAUAGACGUGCACAGACAGAAGCUCUAUGGCUGUCCCAUAUGCAACCGAAACUAUCGCGAGAAAUACGUCCUGAUGAAGCAUAUAACACAACACUUUGAAAGCACUGUACACAUCUGCAAAGUAUGUGGAAAGGUUUACAACCAUAGACGUCGCUUCUUGGAGCAUGUAAAAACUCACAACGAGAAGCGAACUCAUACUUGCACUUACUGCAAUAAGGGUUUCAGUAAGCUGGAUCUACUGCGGCAACAUUUGAACGUCCACACGGGGUCGAAGCCAUACAAAUGUACGAUUUGUUCUAGAACGUUCGCCAGCUAUCCCAACUGGGCUAAACAUAAGCGCCGAAUGCAUAAUCUCGAAGGUAAAAUUUAUAAAAAAUACGAUCCCACUUCUGAUGAUGAAGCUGAAGAAAUUAAUGAAAUUAAAAUUGAUUCGAAAACUAGUGACGAAGCUAUAUUUACUAAAAAUGAUGGCAAAAUUAAAAUUAAUAAUUCAAAUUUGGAUACAAUUACUAAUAAUGAAAGUUUAAUAGAAAUUAAUCCUCAAAUAAAUGUGACGGAUAUGAAACUUAAAUACCAAUUCCAAGUCCAAAAUAGUACUUUGGAACCAGAGACUAUACAUUGCAUUGAUAUUGAGAAAGAGUUACAGAUAAUGCAGAAUAUUCCGGAGAAGCCACAUGAUGGUAACUUUGAGUUAGUUGACGUGCUGGAGACUAAUAACGCUAUUUUUGAUAACGUGAGCACUGCGAUUCCUGCUAAUGCAGGUCCAUCUUCUGAAGCGUCAAACUACCCUCCGGAAUAUGGGCCGGAGUUCACCAUCGGAGACAGCUGUGGCAUCCUUGACUUGGAUGAUCAUAUGCUGCCCCACAUUGAUCCGCUUCUCACAAUUAAGACCGAGGAAUUUAAUAUGACCCACAAGAACACGCUCUUACCCCCCUAUUUGGACCCUGCCACGUACCAAAAAUACCAAGUGACCCCUAAAUGGGAGCCCCCCGUUUUCACGAAGGUAUUCCCCGAAUACCCCUAUUAUGGGGACAUGGUCGAUGCGAAUCGGCUCUCGAUGAUGAACACUGAUAUAUUUUGAAGAAUUUUUUCUUUACAUCUAGUUGAUAAUCGUAUUUUUGUAUCUACGCGUUAAGGCCGGAACAGCUUCUGUGUUUACGUGAGUCCGUACUGUGCAUGUUAUAUUAUAUCAUAACUUUAGUUGUUUAAAGAAUACAUUUUAUAUUCACUUCAAUCUUCAGAUCAUGUAUAGAUACAGCCAAAAUUGAUUCAUAAAUUCAAUAACAUAUUUAUUUAUGUUAUAAAUGUGUAAAGUAACAUUGUUAUAGCCAAAACUGAUUCAUGAAUUCUUUUAAUCGUAGUAACAUUAAUUGUGUAGUGUAGACUCACGUUAAGGCGAUGUAGUGCGACUUUUUGGUCGCAAUGUAUUAGUGUCGCGAGGCUGUUCCGCCCCCCCCACCAGCUACCUCGAACGGAAACAAUGAUGUACCUCAGUUAUACAAUAGUAUCUAUUUUAAUGUUGAUAGAGUAUACAUUUUUAACAUAUAUCCCACCAAACAUUAGACGGUUAAUGUUAUCAUAAUUCAUAGUGAUGCUACCUCAUUUAGUUAAGUUUCUCUAUUUAGCCUCGUAAGGCCCAGCCCAAAAUAAUGUCCGUUUUGGCCCAAUGUACAUUGGUUAGUACGAUACUACCAAAAUAGUUAUAUUGACGUAAUGGAAAGCCAACUAGAAUAAUUAUCAACACCAUUGAAAUUCCGGUCUGGUUGUUUUGCUUCCAUUCGAAAUAAGUCGGGCUAUGCGCAACGACCAAUAGCUAGCUGGCAGCCGUGAAUUUGGUGCGUUAUGAUUGGCUAGAACAUUUUCGUUGUAAUAACAGUGAUAGUACUGUACAUUGUUAUACUUUCUCGACCUGAACAUAUUUUAAGUAAUGUUACUUUCAACACUGAUCGUAAUCUAAAAAGCAUAUAAAAUACCGUAUCAUUCGAUGUUCACUUCGACGUGAGAUUGAAUAAAACUGCAGAAUCUAUCGAUCCGUCAUGACAGGUUAAAAACCGAAUUCAAAGUUAUGACGUCACGUCUAUAUAAACUUGAUUUUGUACCACUUGAACUUCGGAAAUCUUUGCGUAUAUCAAGUAUUUUGUGAUUUCAAAACUAUCAGUUGCUAAGGAUUUUGUUAUCAAUACCAAUAUCAAUAAUCUUGAGCUGUGGUAUAAGGACUUUUAAAAUAUAAUUUGCAGUUUAUAAAAACAAAGCAUUGAAUUUCUGCAAAAAUAAGAUAUUUUUUGGAUAUACUAGAUACGAAUAUAAUGAGGCAGUGCUUUUUAUGCUAAAGGCAAAGGUAACUUCGAAAAGUGCUUUCCCUCGAAAGUGCACUCGAAGUUAUAAUCACUAUGACCUCUUUUUAUAAUAUAAUAUGCAUUGAAAUUUUGGUUGAAAUUGCCAGGGUCGAGAUUGUAUUCUGUAUUGUUUCGUAUUGUAUAUAUCACAUUGCGUUGUACGAGAGGCCGUACGAGGCUAAUUUCGCUUGUAAUUGAUGUCGAGUUCGGAGCGUGUGUGCGUGUUGCGUGCAGUUUCCCUGUUUGUAUGUGCUCGGGACUCGCGUAGAGUGAGAACGGUCGCUUGCUCUUUGUCUAGGAUCGGAAGUUAUUUUGAAUGCAGAUUGCGUUUUAAACCCGCGAGUCAAAAUUGCACUAUAUUAUAAAAAAAAAAAUGUUGAUAUCCGGAAUUGGAAAUCUUCGCCAAAGAUUUGAAUCAUUUGAUGGUUUGUCAGCCUUCAGUGGAAUGUGUGGACGUUAAAUUGAGUGAGAUCAAUUGGCAUUGGAUCGGUAAAUGCCAAAUGGGAGUAAUUUGGCAUCUACCUAAUAAUUCUGACACAUUCAUAGUGACCUGUAAAAUAACUAAUGAUUCAUAUUUUUGGUUUUUGUGUAGAUGAAUAUCGCCAAUAUUCCCCGUAAGAAGUGCAUAAAGAGAUUGCCCAUUCUUCGUAUUAUUGAUGUACCAUGUUUGUAGAUUUUAAUAAAAAAUAAUUCAAUAUUUCUCAAGUAUUUCACAUAGCCGCUUGUUUCCGCUUUCAGUUGAUUUUUGAUGUCAUGAUUAAGUUGUUUAAUUUCACUAUACAGUUUGAAAUCUGUCUUUUCCUCAUUAAAUCGGUUGGCGAUAUUUAUCAUAUAAUGUGUUCCGGUAAUCAAAACAAAAAAAGAGAUAAAUUUCCAAAGUUUUUGAACUGUGUUGAGAAUGUUUUAAGUAUAAUACACAACACUAAAACUAUAGAUGUUUGUAAAUAGUUUGAUACGUUUUGCGGCACUUUUGUAAUUUGCAUUUUAUUAUGCUUGAUUUGUUUGGAAACCGCUCAAAAAAUGUCACCUUUGAAUAUUUUUUCGAUUACGAAAUGUUUGUGUUGACGUUUUAAUAAUUUUUCGAAAAAUAGCGUUGAGUGCGUAAAAGUUGGAUUGGAUUUAUUUCCACAGUUUUUUUGUGUCCCAGCGGUGGCGUAUAUGCAUUUCAAUUUCGAUUCCUUUUUUUUUCUUUUUUUUUUUUUUUAAUAAAAAUUGUGACGCAAAGCGACGCGAUUUUAGUGUAAGUGAAUCGAUAGUGCUGUGAUAUUUUUAUGUAUAUUUAGAUUGUAAGUGUAGGUAGGGAGUGUGAAGAGCGAGUACAAAAUACAUUAUUUACGGUAAAAAACAGUAGGUGUCCUUAUUCUGACAAUACAUGAUAACUUGUUAUUCCGUCUACCAACAAAGAUUCACGCACCAACUCUACACCAACUUCACUAAAAUUAAAGCAUUAUUGUCAAGUAUUGGCAGAUUCUAGCGUGGACAAAUACGUGGUCUUGUCGUCCACUCUUCGAAUUACUGACACAAAAAAAUGUAAACGGUUGCUUAAUUUUAUAUCACACAACACAAAGUGAAAAUUUCAAUGCUUUAAUUUCAGCUUAGUCUGUGUUAAAUCAACAUUUUGCACAAAGGCUAUUACACUUUCGAAGCCUGCUAUUGAAAUCAUGUGAUCGACAUCUAAAUCUCUUAAUGUCUCUAUUAAAUUUGGUUUUAUGAACACUUUGAUGAUAAUGUACAGAGAUAAUGUAGAUCGCAUAGAGUCUGUUGAUGUAUGGCGGUAAAAAAGUCGCUAUGUAUAAAUAUCUUCAAGAAUGGUGUUCCACGGACAAUGUGGGUAGUUCUGUAAAAGGCGUGUUUAGUGGAGUGCCGCUAGGAGCACCAUUGUUGCCAUAUUGUUAGAAAGAUGUCAAACAGAAUAAGGACACCGCUACAUAACCUAAACGCAUAUGGAUGACGGCAAACAUUUGCAUAAUAUAUGUCCAUAUUGGUGACAGUUGUGGCAUUCCAUCAAGGCGCAACGGUCUUGGUUGAUUUUAAUGGACCUAACUGUCCCAAGGUUUUUUGUUGAUGUGAGUUUGCUCGAAAAUAAUGGUUUUCACAUAUCUGAAGUGAGGCCAACGUAAGAUAAAAUUAAAAAGAAAACAUGUUUCGUCUCGUUGGCUUAGCUUGGCAAACAAAUAAUUGUCGUUAUUAUCAGAGAUUUAUUAAAGGAUCAAAUAAUCUUUCAAAGUCCAUAUGCGGUCUAAAAGAAUCGUGCAAGUUUUCACGUAAAAAAACGACAGAACAUCUGAAAGCAGGUGUACUGAAUGACAAAACGAAAAAAAAAAUGGUAGAUUUAAAAAAGAAAGAAAAAAAUAUUCAUAAAAAAUAAACUCCGAAAUAUAUUUUCGAGAGAGUAAAAAUAUUUACAAAAUUCGCGGCGAAGGGGUCUUAGUGAUAGAACGUAUCCAAAGACUGUAACGUAUUUAUAAGUUCAAUGAACUUAAUAAAGUAAUGGAGGUGAAUCCGGGGAAAAAGUCAGAUAUGAUCUAAGAAAAAUUUGAAAUAGCGGAUUAGCUUUCGAUUAAAGUUUUGGCUUCGACUCAAAUAGACAAGAGAACGCCGCCGUCGGUUAUUGCAGACCGGCUGAGGUUCAGACAGACAAUCAGGUUUCGGUACCGGGUACAGAGGAACUAUCUCCGACCAACGGUUAUAAGUAUACAGAGCUUCAGGUAAGGAAAAUGUUUUCAGCAAUGUGGGAAAAAGUACAUCGAAAUACGAGUCGCAAGGCAACUACGUUGACCUCGUUCAGUCGGGUAGUCUAAUGUGUGCUUAAAUAUUUAAAUAUUUAAAAUAAACACAUAACAGAUACUGUUAACUGUUUGUAAAUUAUUUUGGCUGUUAUUAUUAUGCGAAUCAUAAUUAAAGCUCUGUCUACCUUAUAUUCCUUGGUCUGAGGGAAAAAUAGCAUGAUAAAGUCGACUGACGACAUGCAUUGGAAUAAUACAAAAUUAUAUAGUAAUAGGGGGAGACAUGUUACGUAUGUGUAAAAGCAUUGUAGAAAUCAGAGUUCAAAAAAAAAUAAUUAAAAAAAUUUGGAUAAAAAAAAUGAACUCUGAGACGGUCCUCCCCUUUCGAUUAAUUCACUCUUGGUGUAUCUGCGCUGUAGUCACUCAUUAAGUUUUAAAGCCCUCAACAGACCAUCGGACUUUUGGUCGGUUUGAUUAGUUCGCUCAAAAUGCGCUGACAAAUCUUUGCUGUCGAAAAGUGCAAUAGUAUUUUCUCGAUCGGUACUUCGAAAAAUAUCGAGUAACGUUACUAUGUAAUGAACCUUAUUGUCUUUUUAUUAAUGCUCUAGUUCGUCUUAGUUUGGACGCAACUUUGCGAGUUAAAAAUCACGUAACGAUUAAGUAAACUGAUAACAAAGGUCACUAAGCUCAGGUAUUUUUAACCGACAGCCGUACAGUUGUUAAAAAUGACUGAAUAUAGAUGCAAAAGCGAAAAUAUUGCUUUAAUACUUUUAACAAAGAACUUUCCAUUUAUUUUUUAAUUCUAUACUCUUUAUAAGUUUCUCUUAAAUCCAAAGGUCAGAAGGAAACAGAGAAGAGAAGUUACAGAUAAUUAAAAAAAGAUCUAAAGAAUUGCAUGAAUUGUAUUAGCCGAUCAAAAGUCUGUACUCUGCGGGGCCUUUAGUAUACUGUCUCUCCGUGUUUAGAGUGAAUGUUUUUGUGAUAUAAGUAUUUCCUGUAAAUAAAGUUGCGAAGUGGCGAGUCGUGGAGUUAGUUGACAUAGUUCGGUGUUCUUGGCUACAGCGCAGUGUAGCUGUCAGUACAACGCUAGCUUUGCUGCAAAAUACACUGCGACUUUAGUGUUUCCGUUCAUGUUCUCAAAUCAUAUCCGUGAAUUAAGAAAUACCUCCACUACGAACUGAGCUCCUGGUAUAAGUUUUCAGCGUAUCAUUGGAGUUAAAUAGAUCUGUUAAUACGUACGAGCGGUCAAAUUGUCAUUUAUGUAUAGGGGUUGUCAAAAUGGCAUAUUUUGUUAUACAUAAUUGACAGUUUAACAGUAUCGUUUGUUAACUUGAAAACUUAACCAGGCACUAGUGCGUUUAAGGAUACGUUUCCAUUCAGCGUAAUCGUCUCGUAGAGCUAGCAUGCGCACCACGAGAAAAUCAUAUCUACCCAUUAUCUCGAGUUUUGUUUAGAAAUAUUACGCGUAUAGGGUAAAGAUAAUUAUCUCGUGGCACACGUGCUACUAUCCCUACAGGAAAUUGAGUGGAGACGUACGCUGAUCUUUGAUUCUAGGAUACAAAUCAAAAUUUAAUUGACGUUGGAAUAUAUUAAACUAUAUCUUCUCUAAAUCCCAAUACGAUAAGAUUAUUCACUAACUGCAAAAAAAAAAUGAUCUCAUUGUUCUGUGGACGAUGUUUGGACAUUCAAACAUAAAAUAUAUUCGAUCAACGAAAUAAUCUCAACUUUCCGCCAUCUUUUGUAAUUGGCGCAGUCGGAUCUUAUAUAAUAUAAAAUGUUUAUUCUGGGAACCAUAUUUUAUUAGUUUGUCACAUGUAUAAGCAGAAACACAUAAUGGGUUUUAUUAAUAAAAGUAGCAUAACGUCGUAAUAGUAAUGCAGUGUAUUUUGCCACACCACACUUCAACUUACACCUUUCUGUUGUCAGAGCGUGAGAAAAACACUGCUUAGCUCCGACGUUAUGUCACGUUUAUUUAAAUGGUCCUAUGUUUUUCUGCCGUAUACAUGCGAGUUGCAGUUACACGACAUUUUCCAACGUUAAUUAUGAUUCAAAUGAUUCCUUUUUCUUUGUAACUAUACAGUUAGAUGUCGUCGCAGUGCAUUUUGUUCCGUUACGACAGUGAAUAGCAUAAUAUUUGGUGGUGUUGCAUAGUCUUAAAUAAACCUCAACGUAAUAGUACUUAUUCAAAACUUUCUAUAUUCAUAAUAAAAUAACAGUUUCUAUAUUUGUAAAUUUCGUCGCAAAGGUAGCAAUAAUGUCGCAAUUUUUACAUACUUCUUCCUUUUUAUUGUUCUAGUGUUCAAUGCUGGAACUCAUUUUUUUCCCCCACGGAAUUCCAAGCAUAAUAUGGUAUUUUAUCUGAAUCGAUACAAUCGCAUUGCAAACGUAUCUAUCCAAAGAGAAAACUAUAGUUUUCUUGAUGGCAAACCUAUUUGGUCUAUAAAUGUUUAAAUUCUUAAUAUCGUACGGAUUAGUAAUUUUCUAAUGUUUUAUGAUUUUUAAUUUAUUCAAUUCUCUGAUUUUUUUUUUUAAGGAAUUGGUUUAGGAAUAUUUUUUGUUUUUCAAUUGCCUUUUGAGUAAAAAGAAAAAGACCAAACGCCUUGCACGAUUGAAAUCAGAUGAAAUGCUCAAAAUGUCAUAAAAUGGCAUCUGUCAGAAUUCCGUGGAUCUAAUGAUCAAAAAACUAAAAUUAACUAUAAAUCGCAAACACUUAAGAAUUGAGUGAUAAUGUAGUGCGUACUAGAUUGGGUAUCUCUAACAAAAUAAAUCACGCUGAUGAAAAUAAUGUCAUAUUUUCGCGUUUAUAAGAUUUUCUCCCGUCUUACGUUGUAUUGUGUUUGAGUGCACAAGAAGGUUUUCAUUUUAGUGAUGUCUUUUUUAAGCAAACUUCAAUUCACUGAUUGAUAGCCUGACAUGCAGUGGAAAACAAAAAAGUACUUCUCUAGUACAUUGUACAACUUAACUCAAAGUACCUACAUAUAAAAUUUCCCUUGAUGCUUUUGUAUAUCAUAAGAAUUUAAUGUGCAUUUAAUGUAUUUUUAUUGUGCGUUGAUCGCAUUUCCAAAAGGUUUUACUGUUAAUUAAAUCUAUUUACUAUUUUUAUUAUACAAAAAGUAAAAUUGUGCUCUAUUUUAUUUUUGAUAUGAAGGAAAUUUCGUAAUUGUAACCUUUGCGAUCUUAUUGUCCCUAGCUUUAGGUAUUAGUGUUGGUCUCGCAUGAAAAAUAUAAACUAGAUUGACAUACUACUUGCCAAGUGCUCAUCUGAGUGAGAAAUAAUAAAACUGCCCUGUUUUCAUCGUAUACAAAACUUUAGACGAUUCAUGAAUUCGAUUAAAAGCAUGGGUUUGGUGUCUUGUGCUGAACUUCCAUACCCAGUUGGAGUUUUUAUCAGUUGAGCAGUUACCGCCUUUGACUGCAUUUACACUUUCCAUGAGGUUUUCAAAACUUCAAAAUAACCGAAUAUAAUAAAAGAGUAGUAGAAUAAAGAAAAAUUGCUACAGAAACGUUAUUAUUAGCUACUUGAAAAAAAACCUCCAUCUGGUCUAAGUUAUAGGAAAAAAGCGACCGAAUUUAGCGGUAAAGAUCAAGGAUUCGGCAUGAUAGUUUGUGAAUCUAGUUUAUAUAAUGAGAUAAA